CUACACUACACUACUGACACUGACAGUGAUUGCCAAAUAAAAUCGUCUUUGUUUAUUUCCUUCCUCAGUUGUGCUUCUAAUCUUCUAAAUAAAAUAAUAAAUAUGGAAGAAUUCUCUUCGUUAGAGGAACUUGACGACUUUAUAAGGAACUACGAGUACUCGAACUGUGUCCAAUUAUGGAAAAGGACCGCCAAGACAAUAGAAGGAAUGAAAACCGUGUGCCCAAUAAAGUGUGAGAACUCUAAGCCAGAACUUAAAUAUUACCAGAUGACUUAUGCAUGUAAAAAGGGAGGCCGGGCUUUUAAAACAAAAGGCCGGGGGAUACGGCAAAGUUAUACAUAUAGGGAUAACUGUCCCAUGUUUAUUAAGUUGGCGUUGAGCGACGAUGGCACAAAACUCAAAAUUGUUGAAAAGAUGGAAAACCAUAACCAUCCUAUAAAUAGAGAACUUUUUGAAAGUAUGACGAAACAACGUCAAAUGAGAUUGAAGACUGAAGACAAAAAGGAAGCAAUUGAAAUGUUAAAUAUAAAUUGCAAUAUAAAACUUGUCCAGGCCUAUCUACAAGAAAAAACGGGAAAACCAAUAAAGACAAGUGAUCUGAAGAACUUGCAAUCUGGUUCCAGGUGCUUACAAACUGAUAUCCGGAAUGUGAUCAAUCUUUUAACACAAGAUGAUGGAAUUGGUCAAAUAGCAGUAAAUGAAAAUGGAGAUCUGCUGGGAAUCUAUCAUCAAACCCCAUACAUGAGAAAGUGUUUUGCUACAUAUGCAGAAUUUUUAGUGUUUGAUGCCAUUUACAAACUUAAGAACCUGGAUAUGUCAUUAUAUAUCUUGAUGUCCAUUAACGGCAAUGAUGAAGGAGAAGUUAUAGCAGUAUUCUUACUGUCGGAUGAAUCCAGUGAUGUCAUCAGACACAUGAUGAAAACUUUUAAGGAAAUAAAUCCUGAUUGGAAAAAUAUAAAAUUUCUAAUGACAGACAAAGAUUUUGGAGAGAAGACAGUUUUAUGUGACGAAUUUCCCGAAGCGUCUCAUCAGUUAUGUUUAUAUCAUGUAUUAAAACAUUUCCGCACUGCUAUCACAACUGAAUCAAUGCAAAUUAAUGCUUUGCAACGAAAACAGAUUUUGGAGAUAUUGCAAAAAAUAAAAUAUUCAAAAUCUGAAGCAGAAUAUGAUGAAUAUUACAAACUACUUAUGGACUUGAACAUUCCUAAAUUAACACAGUACUACAAACAGAACUGGCACAGCAACAGACACGAGUGGGUUAAAUGUUUCAAAAGGCAAUAUACCUUAUUUAACAAUCAUUUAGAAUCCUGCCACCAAAAAAUUAAAGAGUUAUGUGAAAAAAAUUCAAACAUACAAUCAUUUUUUGAAAAUUUUUUAGUGUUUUUAAAUAGUCUCAAACUCAAACGUCGGCAAACUGUUCAUCACAUGCUUUUAAAGAAAAAGAAUACCUCUUUUGAACAGGAUUCACCCGAACAUUUAUAUCUGCAACUAGUGACACCAUUUGCAUUCAAUUUGAUAAGAGAACAUAUGAAUAACGUAAAUGAUUAUGAUGUCUUAAGCGAAAAUGCUACACAAUUUCAAGUUCAAAACAAGAACUGUGAUGAAAAUGUAAAUACAGUAGAACUAGAAGAUGGAAAUGUAAAAUGCUGUUGUCCAUUCAACACAACAACCACAUUACCAUGUUCACAUGUAUUUUCUGUAUUAAAAACGAUGAAAACAAAUAUUUAUGAUGAAAGUCUGAUACCAGAACGGUUUUUGAGAGCAACUUAUGUAAACUGUUAUACAGAUGAAGGCAAACCUCAAACUUCUGUAUGUGACCUGAAAUUACUCACAAAAGAGCAAUGUUUGGGUACUCAUCAAAAAUACAGAAAAGCUAUUUUAAAAUGCCAAAAAAUUGCUUCAAUAAUUUCGCACCUCAAUAUGGAGGAAUUUGAAAAUUAUUGCGAUGAACUGGACACUAUUGUAAAUCUCUGGAGUGAAAGAAAAAAGACAGUGAUUGUAGAGCUAGCGGACUAUGAAUCGGAAAGUGCAACACAAAGAGAAGAUCUUAUGCAACAUCAGAGUGUAACACAGGUAGAGGAAGCAAAACCGCUUAUAGAAGCACUAGUGCAAAAUAACAUUCAAUUGCAAGACCAUGUAAUAGAGGAGGACCCUCUGAAAAUUGACAUAAGUUUACCAACAAUAGGAAAACGGAGGCAGCGUGCCAAGAGGAGUGAUCUUACAGUCAAGCGUAAAAAAACAUAAAUACUUACCUCAAUCUCUCAAUGGGAAAUUUUCUGACAGCUCAUUAAAAAAAACUAUAUAAUAAUAUAAUAAUAUGGUGUUCGUAUACCUUGUUUCACGGGGAAAGAGAUCUGACAGGACCCUUAUUACAUUCGAAUAAGGGUAGUUUUUGUUUGUAUCAGAUGUCUUUCCCCGUGAAAUGGGUACAAUUAUUUUUAUUGGUUUCAAUAAAUGGACUAGCUCUCUUAUGAACGUACUAUGAACGCCAUCUUUAAUUUAGUUUAUUUAAUGUGCUGUCGAAAAAUGACUAUGGCCCAUAAUGCUCAUUACGGUGAAGGAAAUUACCAUAAGGAAACCUGCACAUCUAGAUUAUAGAUAUAAUUUCUUUCUGGUACUUUACUUUAGGUACUGAUUAUUAAUUUAUAAAAAAAUAUUAUAUUUAGUUAAGUACCUACUCAUACAAAGUGUUCUUUAAUUUGGGUUCUAAUGUGAUUUUACUAAGGCUGAUUAAGUACCUAGUGAUUGAUUUACUUAUGUAAUUAUUAUAGCUGUAGUGCCAAAAAAAUAUUGCCAGAUGAAAUGGUUUUUUAAUUUA
Messenger RNA from Plutella xylostella (diamondback moth), 2818 nucleotides. RefSeq lists its product as uncharacterized. The record is from RefSeq and is a predicted model, not a curated record. Gene Ontology annotation, molecular function: zinc ion binding. Lineage: Eukaryota; Metazoa; Arthropoda; Insecta; Lepidoptera; Plutellidae.